AUGGAGAAUGGAGAUAUCACUAGGGAUAUGGAGACUGAGGAUAUCACUAGAGACAUAGAGAAUGGGGAUAUCAAUAGGGAUAUAGAGAAUGGGGAUAUCACUAGGGAUAUAGAGAAUGGGGGUAUCACUAGGGAUAUAGAGAGUGGGGAUAUCACUAGGGAUAUAGAGAAUGGGGAUAUCACUAGGAAUAUAGAGAAUGGGGAUAUCACUAGGGAUAUAGAGAAUGGGGAUAUCACUAGAGACAUAGAGAAUGUGGAUAUCACUAGAGACAUAGAGAAUGUGGAUAUCACUAGGGAUAUAGAGAAUGGGGAUAUCACUAGAGACAUAGAGAAUGUGGAUAUCACUAGAGACAUAGAGAAUGAGGAAAUCACUAGGGAUAUAGAGAAUGGGGAUAUCACUAGGGAUAUAGAGAAUGGGGAUAUCACUAGGGAUAUAGAGAAUGUGGAUAUCACUAGAGACAUAGAGAAUGGGGAUAUCACUAGAGACAUAGAGAAUGUGGAUAUCACUAGAGACACUGAGAAUGAGGAUAUCACUAGAGAUAUAGAGAAUGGGGAUAUCACUAGAGAAAUAGAGAAUGUGGAUAUCACUAGGGAUAUUGAGAAUGUGGAUAUCACUAGGGAUAUAGAGAAUGGGGAUAUCACUAGGGUUAAAGAGAGUGGGGAUAUCACUAGAGAUAUAGAGAAUGGGGAUAUCACUAGGGAUAUAGAGAAUGAGGAUAUCACUAGGGAUAUAGAGAAUGUGGAUAUCACUAGGGUUAUAGAGAAUGGGGAUAUCACUAGGGAUAUAGAGAAUGUGGAUAUCACUAGGGAUAUAGAGAAUGGGGAUAUCGCUAGGGAUAUAGAGAAUGGGGAUAUCACUAGGGAUACAGAGAAUGGGGAUAUAACUAGGGAUAUAGAGAAUGUGGAUAUCACUAGGGAAAUAGAGAAUGUGGAUAUCACUAGGGAUAUAGAGAAUGGGGAUAUCACUAGAGAUAUAGAGAAUGGGGAUAUCACUAGGGAUAUAGAGAAUGUGGAUAUCACUAGGGAUAUAGAGAAUGGGGAUAUCGCUAGGGAUAUAGAGAAUGGGGAUAUCACUAGGGAUACAGAGAAUGGGGAUAUAACUAGGGAUAUAGAGAAUGUGGAUAUCACUAGGGAAAUAGAGAAUGUGGAUAUCACUAGGGAUAUAGAGAAUGGGGAUAUCACUAGAGAUAUAGAGAAUGGGGAUAUCACUAGGGAUAUAGAGAAUGAGGAUAUCACUAGAGAAAUAGAGAAUGUGGAUAUCACUAGGGAUAUAGAGAAUGUGGCUAUCACUAGGGAUAUAGAGAAUGGGGAUAUCACUAGAGACAUAGAGAAUGGGGAUAUCACUAGAGACAUAGAGAAUUGGGAUAUCACUAGGGAUAUAGAGAAUGUGGAUAUCACUAGGGAAAUAGAGAAUGUGGAUAUCACUAGGGAUAUAGAGAAUGGGGAUAUCACUAGAGAUAUAGAGAAUGGGGAUAUCACUAGGGAUAUAGAGAAUGAGGAUAUCACUAGAGAAAUAGAGAAUGUGGAUAUCACUAGGGAUAUAGAGAAUGGGGAUAUCACUAGAGAUAUAGAGAAUGGGGAUAUCACUAGGGAUAUAGAGAAUGAGGAUAUCACUAGAGAAAUAGAGAAUGUGGAUAUCACUAGGGAUAUAGAGAAUGUGGAUAUCACUAGGGAUAUAGAGAAUGGGGAUAUCACUAGAGACAUAGAGAAUGGGGAUAUCACUAGAGACAUAGAGAAUUGGGAUAUCACUAGGGAUAUAGAGAAUGUGGAUAUCACUAGGGAAAUAGAGAAUGUGGAUAUCACUAGGGAUAUAGAGAAUGGGGAUAUCACUAGAGAUAUAGAGAAUGGGGAUAUCACUAGGGAUAUAGAGAAUGAGGAUAUCACUAGAGAAAUAGAGAAUGUGGAUAUCACUAGGGAUAUAGAGAAUGGGGAUAUCACUAGAGACAUAGAGAAUGAGGAUAUCACUAGAGACAUAGAGAAUGGGGAUAUCAGUAGAGACCUAGAGAAUUGGGAUAUCACUAGGGAUAUAGAGAAUGGGGAUAUCACUAGAGAUAUGGAGAAUGGGGAUAUCACUAGAGAUAUAGAGAAUGGGGAUAUCACUAGUGAUAUAGAGAAUGGAGAUAUCACUAGAGACAUAGAGAAUGGGGAUAUCACUAGAGACAUAGAGAAUUGGGAUAUCACUAGUGAUAUAGAGAAUGGGGAAAUCACUAGGAAUAUAGAGGAUGUGGAUAUCACUAGGGAUAUAGAGAAUGGGUAUAUCACCAUGUUUGCUGAGAAUGAGGAUAUCACCAUGGAUACAGAGAAUGGGGAUAUCACUAGGGAUACAGAGAAUGGGGAUAUCACUAGAGAUAUAGAGAAUGGGGAUAUCACUAGGGAUAUAGAGAAUGGGGAUAUUACUAGGGAUAUAGAGAAUGGGGAUAUCACUAAGGAUAUAGAGAAUGGGAAUAUCACUAGGGAUAGAGAGAAUGGGGAUAUCACUAGAGAUAUAGAGAAUGUGGAUAUCACUAGAGACAUAGAGAAUUGGGAUAUCACUAGUGAUAUAGAGAAUGGGGAAAUCACUAGGGAUAUAGAGAAUGGGGAUAUCACUAGGGAUAUAGAGAAUAGGUAUAUCACCAUGUUUGCUGAGAAUGAGGAUAUCACCAUGGAUACAGAGAAUGGGGAUAUCACUAGGGAUACAGAGAAUGGGGAUAUCACUAGAGAUAUAGAGAAUGGGGAUAUCACUAGGGAUAUAGAGAAUGGGGAUAUUACUAGGGAUAUAGAGAAUGGGGAUAUCACUAGAGAUAUAGAGAAUGGGAAUAUCACUAGUGAUAGAGAGAAUGGGGAUAUCACUAGGGAUAAAUAG
Molecule: messenger RNA, 2841 nt
Organism: Pelobates cultripes (western spadefoot toad)
Lineage: Eukaryota; Metazoa; Chordata; Amphibia; Anura; Pelobatidae
Source: the annotation of a GenBank genome assembly